Molecule: messenger RNA, 1003 nt
Organism: Solanum lycopersicum (tomato)
Lineage: Eukaryota; Viridiplantae; Streptophyta; Magnoliopsida; Solanales; Solanaceae
Source: RefSeq, a predicted model, not a curated record
UAUUCUCGAAUAAAAAUCAAUUAUCUUUUUAUUUUUGAAUGUUAGGCUAUACUUUCUGGAUGUUCAGCGGGAGGAUUGGCAACAAUUUUGCAUUGCGAUAAUUUCAGAAUGUUAUUACCAAAUAAUGUUAAAGUUAAAUGCUUUUCUGAUGCUGGUUAUUUUAUUCACCGGUAAUUAUUCUUGUUUCUCAGUUCUCAUUGAUAUAUUUGUAAUUCAAUUAUAGUUACUAUUCAUUUAAUUCUUCAUAGUAUUAACAAAUUAAUGUGUGUUAUGUCUAGCAACGAUAUUUCAGGGAAACCGUACAUUGAACAGUACUUCAAUGAUGUUGUCACUUUACAUGGCUCAGCCAAAAGUUUGCCUUCGUCAUGUACUUCAAAGUUGAAACCAGGCUUGUGCUUUUUUCCAGAAAAUGUGGCUCAACAAAUUAAAACGCCACUUUUCAUCAUAAAUGCAGCGUAUGAUCAUUGGCAAGUAAGAAACAUUUUGGUGGCUCCUGGUAGUGAUCCUAAGGGUGCCUGGACAAGCUGCAAAGCUAAUAUAAAAAAUUGUACACCAAAUCAGCUCAAAAUACUUCAAGGUUUCAGAAAGGAUUUUUUAAAGGCAUUGGAUGGGCUAGGCCCAUCUUCAACAAGAGGAUAUUACAUCAACUCUUGCUUUUCACAUUGCCAAUCUCAACAACAAGCCUAUUGGUUUGGCCUCAAUUCACCUAGAUUAUUCAACAAGACUAUAGCUGAAGCAGUAAGAGAUUGGUUUUUGGAGACAGAUCAAUAUCGACAUAUUGAUUGCCCUUAUCCUUGUGACAAAACAUGUGUUGUAGACACUGAUAUAACUACUUCACAAUACAAGUUAUCCUGGGAUUAGUUAUGUUGGAAUAAUAAGUUAUGCUACUCAUGGAUAGCGGGGGCAGAGUUGAUAAACACCAGUCAUUGGUGAUUAGCAAUGAAUAGUGAAAGUACAUCUCUACAAAAAUCUUGUAUGAAUAACAUUUAAAUGAUUCUCUUUA